CCACUAUGAUUCUUUAAUGAAUUGCAUAAUUAAAAUAAUAGAGGGAGACUUUGUGUUAUGAUUUGGGGAUGGGGCCAUUGAAGAAGUCAUUAAUUCCCACCAGCCGUCACAUGCGCCUUUCAUGAGUCAUCGGUACUUCCUCUAUUUAAAGCCCCUCCAAUCCACCAUCUCCCUCAUUCCGAACAAACUUCAACAACUCUCUCUCUCUCUCUCUUACAACAUCUUCUUUCUUGCACUGAAAUUUGCAAAUUCCUGUAAACAAAACCAAGAAUCGUACCCUUCUGAACCUACAUUUUCGACAGCAAGAAUGUUUAGUUUUGCAGAUACUGAUAUGUUUUCCCGCAGAUGUGUUUGGGUGAAUGGGCCUGUCAUUGUCGGAGCUGGGCCGUCGGGACUGGCGGUGGCAGCAGGACUGAGGGAACAGGGCGUGCCAUUCGUGGUUCUUGAGAGAGCGGAUUGCAUUGCGUCUCUGUGGCAAAAGCGGACUUAUGAUCGCUUGAAGCUUCAUCUGCCUAAACAGUUUUGCCAGCUGCCCAAAUUCCCGUUCCCUGAUCACUACCCUGAGUAUCCCACCAAGAGGCAAUUCAUCGAGUACCUGGAGUCGUACGCCAGGCACUUCGACAUCAACCCGCAGUUCAACGAGUGCGUGCAGUCGGCUAAGUACGACCAAGUGUGCCGUUUGUGGAGGGUGAAGACUGUUUCUCCCGACGGUUCUGAAGUUGAGUACAUCUGCCAGUGGCUUGUGGUGGCGACCGGCGAAAAUGCGGAGCGUGUGGUCCCGGAAAUUGACGGGUUGAAGGAGUUUGGUGGAGAAGUGAUCCAUGCUUGUGAUUACAAGUCUGGUGAGAAUUACAAGGGAAAGAAAGUUCUUGUUGUGGGGUGUGGGAAUUCAGGCAUGGAAGUCUCUCUUGAUCUUUGCAACCAUGAGGCUAAGCCUGCUAUGGUUGUUCGAAGCUCGGUUCAUGUAUUGCCAAGAGAGAUAUUUGGGAAGUCAACAUUUGAGUUGGCGAUGUUCAUGCUAAAAUGGCUACCAUUGUGGCUUGUGGACAAGAUUAUGCUGGUGUUGGCAUGGAUGAUUCUUGGAAACAUUCAGAAAUACGGGCUGAAGAGGCCGUCGACCGGCCCAUUGGAGCUGAAGAACACUCAAGGAAAAACCCCUGUUCUAGACAUUGGUGCACUUGAAAAGAUCAGAUCCAGGGAAAUUCAAGUGGUGCCCGGAAUCAGGAGGUUUUCUUGUGGUAUGGUGGAGCUUGUUAACGGCGAAAAGCUUGAAAUCGAUUCAGUCGUGUUGGCAACUGGAUACCGCAGCAAUGUACCUUACUGGCUGCAGGAAACUGAAUUCUUCUCCAAGAAUGGCUUCCCCAACGCUCCGUUCCCAAACGGGUGGAAAGGAAAGGCUGGACUCUACGCCGUUGGAUUCACAAGGAGAGGGCUGUCUGGUGCAUCUGCUGAUGCCAUGAAAAUAUCACAAGAUAUUGCCAAAGUUUGGAAGGAUGAUUUGAAGCAGAAAAAGCAGAAAGUCCCCACUCACAGAAGAUGCAUUUCGACCUUCUGAUCACAAAAAGGGGGGCCUCAAAGUUCUUGCACAGCUUCUAUUCUUUCCUUGUAAAUUUUGUCAAAACCUUAUACACAAAUUAUACAGAACAACGUAAAAAUCAUACAAAGAAAAGCAGAUAGCAUAGAGACCAGCCCUCUCCAUAAAAAGCCCAAAUUUUGAAUUGUUGGGCAUUUUCCAUACUGAGGAUGAUGAGGCUUUUUUCCUCUCCAUUUUUACUACUGACUGUUGUAGAAAGAGAUGUACAAUUGUGACUGAUCAAUUUGCAAUGAAAAAAAGUCCCUUUUUCUCCA
This is a messenger RNA of Sesamum indicum (sesame), 1848 nucleotides long. Its product is annotated as putative indole-3-pyruvate monooxygenase YUCCA8. NCBI's taxonomy places the organism in Eukaryota, Viridiplantae, Streptophyta, Magnoliopsida, Lamiales, Pedaliaceae. Gene Ontology annotation, biological process: auxin biosynthetic process. Gene Ontology annotation, molecular function: N,N-dimethylaniline monooxygenase activity; NADP binding; flavin adenine dinucleotide binding. The record is from RefSeq and is a predicted model, not a curated record.